Messenger RNA from Gallus gallus (chicken), 2907 nucleotides. RefSeq names its product ectonucleoside triphosphate diphosphohydrolase 7 (gene ENTPD7). Gene Ontology annotation, biological process: nucleoside diphosphate catabolic process. Gene Ontology annotation, cellular component: membrane. The record is from RefSeq and is a predicted model, not a curated record. Lineage: Eukaryota; Metazoa; Chordata; Aves; Galliformes; Phasianidae. Gene Ontology annotation, molecular function: nucleoside diphosphate phosphatase activity. The coding region runs from base 394 to 2004 and encodes 536 amino acids. The transcript has 12 exons.
GGUCCGUCGUAGGUCUCACGGCUGGUUCCCCUCCGAACCGGGUCGGAGCGACGCCAUUGGCUGCUUCGCCCGUCACUCAAGGCCUCGGCGCGUGCUGUUUAUUUGGAAGGCUGCGAUUGGCUCGGCGCGGGUGGUGACGGGAGGGAGGAAGUCGGCGGGUGACGUCACGCAGCGCCCCUCGGCCGCGGAAGACGGGGCUCAGCCAGGAUCGCCGCCCCGUGCCCGCCGUGCCGCUCGGCCGCGUCCUGCGGUUUCCCGUCCCCGCGGCAGCGCCCGGCGGCGCUGGGUCUGGCCGUGGCCGCGGGGCUGCUGCUGUUGCUGGCGGCCGCCGGGCCCCGCCGCUGGGCCUCGCCGCGCCGUGACGCCCGGCGGGACGAGAGGUACCUGGCGCGGAUGGAGGAGCUGGCGGCCACCGACACGGAGGACGCGUCGCUGAGCUACGGGGUGGUGGUGGACUGCGGCAGCAGCGGCUCCCGGGUGUUCGUCUACGUGUGGCCGCCGCACAACGGGCACCCGCACGACCUGCUGGACAUCCGGCAGAUGCGGGACCGCAACAGCCGCCCCGUCGUCAUGAAGGUUAAACCCGGCAUCUCGGUGGCCGCGGCGGCCCCGGAGCGAGCCACGGCCUACCUGCGGCCCCUGCUGCGCUUCGCGGCCGCACACGUGCCGGAGGAGAAGCACAAGGAGACGCCGCUGUACGUCCUGUGCACGGCUGGCAUGCGGCUGCUGCCUGAGAGGCUGCAAGCUGCCAUCCUGGAGAACCUGGUGAAAAACGUGCCCCUGGAGUUCGAUUUCCUCUUCUCCAAAUCGCAUGCUGAAGUCAUCUCAGGGAAGCAGGAAGGUGUCUACGCUUGGAUCGGCAUCAACUUUGUGCUGGGACGGUUUGAUCACGAGGAUGAGGACGCUGCAGUUGUCACCGUAGCGCUGGGAGACCAGGUGGAGUCCUUGGUACGGAAACGAACGGUCGGGAUCCUAGACAUGGGGGGGGCCUCUCUGCAGAUCGCCUACGAGGUGCCUGGCUCCGGAGCCUUUUCAUCCCCGCAGCAGGAGGAGGCUGCCAAGAGCCUACUGGCAGAGUUCAACUUGGGCUGUGACGUGCAGCACACCGGCCACGUCUACCGCGUCUACGUCAACACCUUCCUGGGCUUCGGAGGCAACUUUGCUCGACAGCGCUAUGAGGAGCUUGUGCUGAACCAGACCUAUGUGCACAACCGCCUGCACAGCCAGCAGAUAGGGCUGAGCCCUGAGACUCCCUUCCUGGACCCCUGCCUGCCCAAGGGGCUGGAGGACACGGUGACAAGGGGCAGCCAAACCCUGUAUGUGCGCGGGCGAGGGGACUGGCAGGCCUGUGCUCUGCUGCUGCGUCCACUCCUGGCAGGGUCCAACAGCAGCCAGGACUCUCUGACUGGGGCCUACAAAGCACCCAUCGACUUCAGCAACAGUGAGUUUUAUGGCUUCUCUGAGUUCUACUAUUGCACUGAGGAUGUGCUGCGCCUAGGGGGCCGCUACAGUGCCCGUGCCUUCAUCUCUGCUGCCCAGGAAUAUUGCAGCCAGAGCUGGGAGGUGCUGACCCAGCGCUUCCAGAGCGGCCUGUACUCAGCACAUGCAGAUGAGCACCGGCUCAAGUAUCAGUGCUUCAAGUCUGCCUGGAUGUACCAAGUCCUUCACCAGGGCUUCCACUUCCCCCUGGACUACCCCAGCCUGCUCACAGCCCAGCUGGUGUAUGACCGUGAGGUGCAGUGGACGCUGGGAGCCAUCCUCUACAAGACACGCUUUCUGCCACUCAGGGAUCUCCGGCAAGAGAGCAGCCGGCAAGCACACACCUCCUGGCUGCGCCUUUCUUUUGUCUACAACCACUAUCUCUUUUUUGCCUGCAUCCUGGUCGUAGGGCUGGCCAUAGUCCUCUACCUCUUGCGGCUGCGCCGCAUCCACCGUCGGCAGCUGGACCUGCUCUGGUUGGACAAGGUGGUGCUGCUGCCCCCAGGCCAGGGGGACUUGCCAUGAUAUCAGUGGGACAGUGACUGUCCAGUUGCACCAGCAGAACCAGGACUGGAUCCCAGCCAGGGUUCCAAGAACUUGGACUCUUUCCUGAGGACCAUCUCAACUCUGUGCUCCGUUAUCUCCAUGUCAGAACCUCAGACCACAUGGCUGAGGCAGUUGUGGACACUGGAGCUAACCUCUCUGCCUCACCCAGUCGUAAUCUUUGUUUCUUGGCCUCUGAACUUUGCCUUGCUGCACAGUGUAAAGAAAAACCCUUUACUGACAGCACUCACACUGCAGCCCUUGCUGGGCCCUCAGAGGAGCCGACAUUACUGAGGCAGCCAGCUCAGGGCUGUGGCCUGAAGCACCAGACCAUCCUACAGCUUAGCCACCAGUUUGCAGAGCAGGCUGGUGAGGUGCUGUAGCUUAUCCGUGCCUGGUGUAGUCUUUCCACAAUCUCACACAGGUUCCAGGAACCAGGCGAGCAGCAGGCUCCACUGAGCUGUUCUGCCAGGCCUGACCUCACUCAGAACAUUCCCUGUCACACUGAGGGGUCCUGCUGUGUGCCAUGUGUGCCAUGCGCUCCUCUCAGACACUCCUAGGCUAUGCCUAAGGGGCAGCACUGAGGGCUCAGGGAACAUUUCAUAAGGCUACAUUUUGUUUUAGUUGUUCCCUCCUAAGCAUCCUCCCCCUGUGGCAUCCCACAAGCUAAUCUGGCACUAAGUGCAAGGACCAGUAGUUCUUUCCCCCUGAGUGCAGGCUGGGCCUGCCUGUGGGGAAGCCACCUCUCUAGCUACGUAUCCCUCCAUGCCUGGCCUUCAUCUUCUAGGCCCGGAGCCCCAGUUCCCCUAAUCAAGUUCUUCACUUUAUACUUGAAAUCAUCUGUUAUUCCUGAAGCAAUUAAAAGAAAAAAAACCUUUGAGCCAA